AUGGGCUUGGAAGAUGUCGAGGGCUGGCUGAUGCCAUUUGUUUUGACCGAGUCCAUGGUGAGAGUUGGGAGGAGUAUGAUGAGAGUGAAUCGUUCAAAGGCAGAUGAAUUACUUGCGGUUGUAGAGACAAGUUACCGGCAGAUGGUCUAUGGCGGGCAGAAAGUGACAAGACCCGCAUUGCAGAAGGAUGAGCGGUAUCCCACGGGAAUCGAUCCCGGCACCAAGCCCAGCCUUUUUUUCAAGGUGAAGUCACCAACGUCAACCGGGCUCCAUGAGCGUAGUGGCAUUGUACAGGGUACACACUACAUCCGCCAUGCUUCAUACUUGACGCGUUGCUGCACAGCUGCGGAGGAGAUCUGCUGUCUGAUCCAAUCAUACAUGGAUCUCGAUUCCAGCGAUGUGGAUUGGGUUGAUCUGAAGGUAGAAGGCGUCCGAUCUGCCCGGUCUUUGAUUCAGCCAAGUAACUAA
Messenger RNA from Penicillium oxalicum, 468 nucleotides. RefSeq lists its product as uncharacterized. The record is from RefSeq and is a predicted model, not a curated record. The coding region runs from base 1 to 468 and encodes 155 amino acids. The transcript is spliced from 2 exons. Lineage: Eukaryota; Fungi; Ascomycota; Eurotiomycetes; Eurotiales; Aspergillaceae.